AUCAAUUCAGGACCAGGAGAUGAGUCUGCUGUGAGGACUGGUUCCCAAUACUGGUAUUACUUUGGCUAUAGGUGAAAUUCCUCUUGUGACUUCUCUUCAGCCCCUGCUUGUAUAAAUCCUCUGGACGGAGAAUUUGUUGCAUCAGAGACCCCAGCUCCAAUUCAGUCUCUUCCUAUCACCAUGAAGGCUCCCUUCUUUCUCUGCAUUCUCUUUGCUCUCCUAGGUCUGGGUGCCUGUCUGCAGUGUGAGGUUUGCUCUGAGUUCGGCAGGGACUGCAGGGGCAGCAUGGAGACCUGCAGUUCUGGAGAAGAUUCCUGUGCCAUCACUGUGUUUGAAACCCUCAUAGUGGGAUUGGAUAUACAGAAAGUAAUCAAGUCCUGCAUGGCAUCCAGUGAGUGCAGAGCCAGCCCUGUUGUUACGAGGUUUGGGGAGGGAAUGGCAAUAAGGAAGAGCACCACCUGUUGUGUGGGGGAUGCCUGCAGUACAGCCUCCGUUACAAUGCCCCCAGCAAGUACAAUCCCAAAUGGUCGGCAUUGCCCCGCCUGCUCUUCUGUGUUUAACUUUCCAUGCAGCAAAGAGACCUUAGCUUGCACUGGAUCUGAGACCCAUUGCAUCGCUGUAACCGGAAGCAUAACAAUGGUUUUAUUUCCUGUACAGAUCACCAUGAAGGGUUGCGCCACUGAAUCUGUCUGCACCCAUUUAAAAGGAGAUUCAGGGAUCUUCGGAGACAACAUAGACCUAAGCACGGCCACAUGCAGGCCAGCCCCUGGCAAGUCUGAACCGACUAAGGGACCAGCCCCGGGGGAAAGUGGCACAGCUAAGGGGCCAGCCCCUAGUGUAACCAGCCCGAUUAAGGGACCAGCCCCCAGUACAAGUGGCACAGCUAAGGGACCAGCCUCCGGUGCAGCCAGCCAAACUAGGGGUCCAGCCCUUUUUGCGGCUGGCACGACUCCAGGACCAUCUGGGCUUCUCCUCCUCCCAGUCCUCACAGGGUUAUUCCUGUUGAAGCUCCUCUCCUGAUCCCCACACACUUGCACCAGCAACACUGC
Messenger RNA from Gopherus flavomarginatus (Mexican gopher tortoise), 1049 nucleotides. RefSeq names its product phospholipase A2 inhibitor and Ly6/PLAUR domain-containing protein-like. Gene Ontology annotation, cellular component: extracellular region. The coding region runs from base 181 to 1020 and encodes 279 amino acids. Gene Ontology annotation, molecular function: phospholipase inhibitor activity. NCBI's taxonomy places the organism in Eukaryota, Metazoa, Chordata, Testudines, Testudinidae. The transcript has 6 exons. The record is from RefSeq and is a predicted model, not a curated record.